AUGUUAUUCGAUCAUUAUAAAGAACAACAGAAACAGCUUAAGAAAACAACAGUAGUUGUAAAUGACUCUGAAUCCCAAUUGAGAAAUCAAAUUAAUAUAUUUCUAUGGACUAGAACUGCAUUACACCUCACUCGAUUGAUUGAUAAAGAAAGAAAUGUUAUUAAAGAAAGACAUGAGAAAAAACUUUUAUCUUUGAAAAUACCAGUGAAAUCAGAUGGAUUUAACAAUAAGUUAGUCUACAACUUUUCGUAUCGUGUUUUAACUCCUGCUGAAGAAUCUUUGCUAAGUAAAGGCUGGAAAUACGCUGUCACAGUUAAGAAAUUGAACGUACUGAACAUGAAAUGUAAUUUAGAGUAUAUGUACAAUAGUCUUCAACAUUAUGGUUUAUUGAAAGGUCCUGGUACAGCUACUAAAAUCAAAGGACUCUUGAAUGACUUUGGUUUGAACACUGAGAAAAUACUGAAACAUGCGAUUAGCAAUCUUUCCAAAGAAGAAACUGAAGCUAUUACUUUAUCUAAAGAUUCUAAUUUAGUAAUAUCGAAAGUGGAUAAAGGGAACGCGAUCGUGGUGUUAAACAAAGAUGAUUAUUUAUCAAAAGCUCAAGAAUUAUUGAAUGACCAAAGUGCUUUUAAAAAAUUGAAUUCUAAUUUGACAAUCAAACGAGAGCAUGAAUUUAUUAAUUUUCUACUGGAAUUAAAGAGAAACAAACUGAUUACUGAGGAUCAUUAUAAGAUUAUGAGACCAAGAACAGGCAGUAGAACUCCAGAAGCUUAUUUUCUUGUAAAGGUUCACAAGAAUAAUCUGCCUUUAAGACCUAUUAUAUCAAGUUACGACUCUUAUAAUUAUAACACAGCAAAAUACUUAGCCAAUCUCUUAACACCAGCUCUCAGAGAUGCACCGUCUUAUGUGAAAGAUACAUUCGACUUCGUGGAUAAAAUUCAAAACAAUAAACAAAUGCCAGGUUUACUCUGCUCUCUGGACGUUUCAUCAUUGUUUACCAAUGUGCCCUUAGAGAAAGCUAUUCCUAUUGCUAUUGAAAAGAUCAGAAAAUAUCAUCCUCUUCUACCUAUUGAUGAUACGAAUUUGAAAGAGCUGUUCUACUACUGUACUAAAACAACUAAUUUUAAAUUUAAUAAUGAAAAUUACGACUAG
Messenger RNA from Didymodactylos carnosus, 1152 nucleotides. The record is from the annotation of a GenBank genome assembly. Lineage: Eukaryota; Metazoa; Rotifera; Eurotatoria; Philodinida; Philodinidae.